AUGGCGUGUUCGUGGGUCAAAGAAUCGAGAGACUGCGAUUUUGAUUGGGAAUCAGAGGUGUUGGUGGAGAUUGUGGAGGCGGCGGAGGAGUAUGCUUCAUCAGAGUCAGUGAAGGAAGAGAGGGCGGGUAUACUCCUCGGCCACCUUGGCAAAAACCUCAGCCUCCUCGGGACGGAUAAGAAGUUGGACGCUCUAACAUUUCCUGUAGACAGUCAAGAAGUAAUUAGUGUUCUGGGUGAGCUUGGCUUUGGACUCUUUCUGUUCGUCAUUGGAGUGAAAAUGGAGGUGGAAAUGAUAAGAAGAAUAGGACGUAAAGCGAUCCUCACCGGUACUUUAUGCACGUUGGUCCCUUUGGUCAGCGGUAUAAGUCUUCAAAAGCUUACCGCAGGACCUGUAUUUGGCAUUGACAAGGAAAAAAACGACAGGCUUACGGUUGUGACUGCCAUACAUACACUAACUUUUUUUCCGGUUGUUUCUCUCCUUCUCGAGGAACUGAAGCUCCUCAAUUCUGAAAUCGGCCGGUUAAGCCUGACUGCUACAAUAGUCUGUGAGCUCUUAAGUUUGUUUCUCCAGUUUGUUAACAGAUCAAUUUCAUCCAUAACUAAUGAAGGACAUCAGGGGGAUUUAGUACACCUCGCAAUAGCCUUUGGUUACAUUACUUCUGUUGCGGUAAUAUUUAGACCAAUAAUGUUAUGGGUUGUUAGGAAGACCCCGGACAACAGGCCUGUCAAGAAAAUCUAUCUCAAUGCCAUAGUCCUGCUGGUGUUUGUGUCUGGAAUAGGUUCACAUCUAUACGGCCAGACAUUUCAUUUUGGCCCUCUCAUAUUUGGUUUGGCUGUCCCAGCUGGACAACCUCUGGGAUCGGCUUUGGAAGAAAAAUUCCAUCUCUUUGUUUUCGAAGUGUUUCUACCCCUUUUUGUGACUACAUAUGCAAUGAGGGCUGAUUUUGGGUCGAUCAGAUUGGACGAUCCAAGAACACAGCUUACUAUAAUCCUCAUAGUCCUCAUUUUUGUGGUCAAAAUAUUAGCCACCAUGGUCGCUCCGUUAUAUUUUAAGGUUCCCUUAACCGAUGCAUUUGUUCUUGCUCUCAUUUUGAGCUGCAGAGGGAUUAUCCACCUUGGCACCUAUACUUGGUACAGCGACACCCGGAUGAUAGAUGAUUCUGCUGAUUCUGUGUAUGCUGUGACACUCGCUAGCGUUGUAGUGACUUCAACUCUCGUGCCUAUUAUAGUGAAGCGCCUCUAUGAUCCUUCAAGAAAAUACGCAGGCUACGAGAGAAGGGACAUUAUGCAUUUGAAACCUAAUGCAGAGCUCAAAAUUCUUACCUGCAUCCACAGGUCAUCUAACAUGCCUGCAGUGAUCAAUCUACUUGAUGCAGCAUGUCCAUCUAAAGAAAACCCCAUUAAUGUUUGUGUACUCCAUCUCAUCGAAUUAAUCGGCAGAACGGCUCCCAUAUUUAUCUCCCACCAAGUGCAGGGGAAAACAGUUUCCCGUGUUAAUACAUAUUCAGCAAAUGUCAUUCUUUAUUUCAAUCAGUUUGAGAAAGAAAAUCGUGGUGCUGUUAAUUUGAGCAUAUUCACAGCAAUCUCUCCACCAAAUAUCAUGCAUGAAGACAUAUGCACGCUUGCAAUGGACAAGCUCACAUCCCUAAUAAUCCUCCCAUUUCAUCGAAAAUGGUGGAUUGAUGGGUCCAGUAUUGAGUCGGAAGACAACACUAUAAGGACACUAAACUUCAGUGUACUCGAAAGAGCUCCUUGUUCCGUUGGUAUCCUUGUGGAUCGGGGACAUUUAGGUCGGUCCACCUCUGUUGUAUCCACACUAUCAACAUUUUCGGUUGCUGUAGUCUUCUUGGGAGGGAAAGAUGACAGGGAGGCAUUGACCUUUGCCAAAAGAAUGGCCAGGGACUCGACGAUUAGGUUAACAGUAAUCCAUUUAGUGGCCAUGGGUAAUGAAUAUGCUGGUGGGGAAUGGGAUAAAAUACUGGAUGCAGAGGUAUUGAAGGAAUUCAAAUAUUACCAUGUGGGUGAAGGUCUUGUAAUAUAUUUAGAGGAAAUGGUGAAAGAUGGACCGCAAACAGCCUUUCUAUUAAGGUCUAUGGUGGAAGAGUAUGAUAUAAUCAUAGUUGGGAGAAGUCAUAAGUUAGAGUCACCUCAGACAGUAGGGCUUUCCGAAUGGUGCGAAUUUCCGGAGUUGGGGAUAAUAGGAGACUUGCUUGCAUCACCUGAUGUCGAUUGUAAGGCCUCCGUUCUUGUGAUACAACAACAAGAGCUGAGCAGAUGCAAAUAA
Molecule: messenger RNA, 2286 nt
Organism: Rosa rugosa (rugosa rose)
Lineage: Eukaryota; Viridiplantae; Streptophyta; Magnoliopsida; Rosales; Rosaceae
Product: cation/H(+) antiporter 4-like
Exons: 4
Coding region: 1-2286 (761 amino acids)
Biological process (GO): proton transmembrane transport; regulation of pH
Cellular component (GO): endomembrane system; membrane
Molecular function (GO): antiporter activity
Source: RefSeq, a predicted model, not a curated record